AUGUAACAAUUAUUGAAACCUUCACUCAAUUUCGAUUUCUAAGAGGCCUUAUUUGAAGAUAACCCCAAAUUAACCUCAUAAAUCAAAGCCCAACAAAAGAAUGAUUUGCUCAAUCAAUCAUUCAAAAAUUAGGAUUAUAAAGGAAAUCACAAAAACAUAGUGAGACCGCGGAGUUCCUCAGGAUAUAGAUAAUCUUAAAAUAAUCAAAGUUUAAACCAAUACAUUAAAGCAGUUCGUUCUAAACAAGUUAAAUAAUACAAAAGUUCACCAUAACAUUAUUCUGCCAAACAAACGAUAUUUGAUAAGAAUAAAACCUUAGGAGUAGCCUCGAACAUGUAAUCUAAUAUGUAUUUUCCUUAUUAAUAUAACAUGCUGACUAAACAGUCUAAUUAUACUAGAUAACAACAAAUGGCCAAUAUUAACAAUAAAUAAUAAAGUUAAAAAUAAAAUUAAAAUAAUUUGUAAAAUGCAGCCAUUUUUGAUUGGGAUGAUGAUGAUGAUAUGGAUAAUCGUUUCUAUAUUUCUGGGAACACAGUAAAAAUUCAUAAAUCAUAUUAUGAGUCAAUCGAAAAAGCAAAUAUGCAAUAGUUUCUGUAGAAGUAGAAAAAAUCAAAUAUUAUCGAAAAUUCUAUAAAAUAAAACCAAGAUAUAUUAAAACAACAAUAAAGGGAAAUAUAAUAAAAGCUUGAUAAUAUUGAAUAAUUGCGGAUGACUUAAUUACUUUAGAAUAAUUUAGUUUUAUCUUAAGUUCCAAAUUAAAAUGAGGAAUAAUAUUAGAGUGACAAAUAAUAAAAGUAUACUCCAAAAAAUCCUAUUUAACUAAUUGAAAGUGAAAAUAAUUUUGAAUAUGGAUAUGAAGAAGAAAACUUUGAGAUCGAUGAAGAUAACAAAGUAUAAAAUAAGGAAUAAGAAUUUUCUAAAAUCUCGAAGCAAUAACUAUAAUAAGCUGAAUUUAAAUAGUCUUAGAAUAGAUUAGAUUAAGACAAUAAUAGCAAGAAAAAUAAAUCUAAUGAGAGUUUGAAUAAGACAUCUAAAAAAGUAAUUUAUAAGGCGAAAAAUGCUCAAGAAAGAAAAUAAGAAUUGAUGAAUAUGAGAUCUGACUUAGAAAAGUAUUUGUUGUCGAAUAACACACAAAUUUCUAAGAUGUUCCAAGAAUUGCAAGAAACUAAGGAGAAAGAGAGAGUUAUGAUUGAGGUUAGUACCAAGAGGUAAGAAGAAUUAUCUUAAGCAAAACUGACAUUAAGGUAACUAUAGGAAAAAUUCAGUAAAUAACAGCAGAUUAUUGAAGAAUUGAAUUAGAAAGAACAUUAUGCUAAUUAAAUCAUAUAGAAGUUGACUGAAAAUAAACAAAAGUAUAGCCAAUUGUGGGAGAAUUAAAUAGAGAAAUACAUGGCAUGCAAAGUGAUUGCUAGAUUUUUGAAGGGAAGGAGAGAUAGAAAAUUAUUUACAUAAUUAAAAAGACAAAGCUUUAUUAAUAGAUUAAAACAAUGA
Messenger RNA from Paramecium tetraurelia, 1491 nucleotides. RefSeq lists its product as uncharacterized. Lineage: Eukaryota; Ciliophora; Oligohymenophorea; Peniculida; Parameciidae. The transcript is spliced from 2 exons. The record is from RefSeq and is a predicted model, not a curated record.